This is a messenger RNA of Anoplophora glabripennis (Asian longhorned beetle), 1757 nucleotides long. RefSeq names its product protein artemis (gene Snm1). NCBI's taxonomy places the organism in Eukaryota, Metazoa, Arthropoda, Insecta, Coleoptera, Cerambycidae. The coding region runs from base 18 to 1385 and encodes 455 amino acids. Gene Ontology annotation, molecular function: 5'-3' DNA exonuclease activity; damaged DNA binding. The record is from RefSeq and is a predicted model, not a curated record. Gene Ontology annotation, biological process: protection from non-homologous end joining at telomere; double-strand break repair via nonhomologous end joining; interstrand cross-link repair. The transcript has a single exon.
UGCUACAUACAAACAAGAUGAGCACUUUCAGCGGGAAAAUUCAAGAAAUUUCUCACAUUAGCGUGGACAGAUUCGAUGAAAAUAAUCUAACAUCAGAAGCAUAUUUUUUGUCACACUGUCAUUAUGACCACAUGGUAGGUUUGCAUACCCACAGGUUUCAAAACAAUUUAUUGGAAAAUAAUAAAUACCUUUAUGCAUCAGAAAUAUCAUGUGCUAUAUUAAAACUUUUAUACCCUUCAUUAAAAAAUAAUAUUAAAAUACUUGAUAUUUAUACACCAACUGCACUGUUAUUAAAAGGAGGCAACAUUUCUGUUUUACCGAUACCUGCAGGACAUUGUCCUGGAUCAGUAAUGUUCCUUUUCGAGACCAAUAUUCGUAUAUUGUACACUGGAGAUUAUAGAAUAAACAAGAAUGAUAUAAAGAAACUAAAAGCAUUCUAUGAUUCCUACAAACAAGUUAAACAAAUCGAAACGAUCUAUCUAGACACAACAUUCUUUUUGAAAAGUUAUCGGAAGUUUCCAAAACGAGAAGAGAGUUUAGAAGAACUAUGUAAGAUAAUCAAAGGAUGGACAGACAAAGGAAAACAUUUUUCUAUAAAGUUAUUUACUAGCGCAAAAUAUGGUUAUGAGUAUAUGUUUAAUGAAAUUUAUAAGAAAACUGGAAUGCCGGUACAUGUGAACAGAGAGGUUUUCAAUUUCUACUCUACCAUUCCUGAAAUGGAUAAAUCUGUGACUUUAGAUUGUAAUGCAACACAAAUUCAUUGCAGCUGUGGCAUAUCUUACCAAUACGUUUGUGAUAAAGCUUUGAAUAGCAAAAUAAGAACAAUUAAAGUAUCUGCUUUUAGAUGGACACAAGACAAUCUGGAAGAUGGGUUUUCUUCCAAUUCGUCUGAAACUUAUUAUGUGUGUUACGCUACGCAUGCUUCGUAUGAAGAAGGAGUGGAGCUAUUAAAAUUCUUAAAACCGAAAAGCGUUGAGAUUUGUGUUAAACACGAAGAUCCUCUUACUAAUUUGGAAAUUGCCAAGUUAAUAGAGGAAGUUUUGGAUGAAUUUAGGUCAGUAGCUGAAGUAAAUGUUAAACAUAAAUUGUUUGAAACAGAAGAAAAUGUUUCAGACGAAUCAUUGACUGUUGUUGAGGAAGAGACAAUUUUUAAUGGCUUCGAUAUCGGAAUUCUUGAUUCACCACCAAGGAAUACUUGGAGGUCAAGCACAGAGCUUCAAAUGAAAGCAGGUAGUUCUUUGAAUAAUAAUUCUGUGAGGAUUCAUUCAAUUCAAAUACAAAGUACAGAGUCAGUUAAUGACAUAAUUGUUCAACAAAGUUUAGAUGUGGUAGAGUUGGAAAGUGAUAUAAACACUGAGGCACCUCCAAACAAAAAAUUAAAAUGACUGGUGUCAUGAAGUUACUAUUUUUAUAAAAAAAUAUAUACACAUAUGUAAUUUUUAAUAUAUUGUUAUACAAAGUGUCCCACGUAAGACUAUAACACCUUUAUAUCCAUUUUAGUUUGUGAGCGAUUUAAUCCAGUCACUUCAAUAUCUACGGACUGUCUUUUAUAUGAUGGCACAGUCCGUUUGCUACUAGUACUAAUAUUUUUGUCACAAAAUCACUGAUUUAUUGCUUUAUUGAUUGGCCUAAUGCCUAAUGCAAGGAGACAAAAACUUGAUACGACGUAUAUAGUCUUAAAUGACAUAUUUGUAUGUAUGUAUUUUAUUAUUAUCUUACUUUUUAUAACUAUUUUAAUAAAUAUUUUUAUACACUUA